AGCAAAUGUGGUAGGGUAGGGAUGCACCAUAAAAUCUGCUCCUGAUGGGUUAUUCCUGGACAUUCCUGAGGACACUUUUCAUCAUUAGCAGGAAUACAACUCUGGUGAUUCAACUUUGCCCAAAGACAGAACUUUAGUGAUCAGCACUGCGUAUAAGCCAGCUUUCAAGAAGGAGCCACACUAGGACUUCUCCAAAGUAAUGUUGCUAUAUACGUGGCUUCAUGACGACUAUCACUGAAGCUCUGUUAUUCCUGAGGGUCUUAUUCCUGGUGCAGUUGUUCGGGGUGCUUCUGUCUUUUCCUGGAUUCACUCAAACUAAACAGUACCAGUUUCACAGCCCCCCAGAGGUAGUGAUACCCUUAAAAAUACCUGGCACAGCCAGAGGAAUUAAGCUUCCAGGAUGGCUUUCCUAUAGCCUACGUUUUGGGGGCCAGACACAUUUUAUCCACAUGAAGCCCAAGAAAAAUUUGCUAUUCAAGAACCUCCCAGUAUACACUUAUACACAGCAGGGUGCUCUGCUUGAAGACCACCCUUUUGUCAGGAGUGACUGCUAUUAUCAUGGUUAUGUGGAAGGAGACUCAGAAUCUUUGGUGGCUCUCAGUGACUGUUUUGGUGGCUUUCAAGGAAUGUUACAGAUAAACAGCACUGCUUAUGAAAUCAUGCCUGCAAUGUUUUCUACUACAUUUGAACAUUUAGUAUACAACUUGGACAAUGAGCAGAGACAAUACUCAAACAAAACAUCUGACAUUAUUCAAGAUAAAAUAAAGGACGAUGUGGAAUUUGAAGAUAUUAAAGAUUUCACUCUCAGGCAAAGUUUACAUUACGGCUGGUGGAUCCAUCACAAGACUGUUGAAAUUGUAGUGGUGAUUGAUAAUUACUUGUACCUUCAUUAUGGAAAAAAUGAAUCACAGUUGAUGGUGGAUUUAUAUUAUGUAGCUAAUAUGGUGGAUUCCGUUUACUAUUUUGUGGGUAUUAAGGUAUUAUUGUGUGCCUUAGAAAUCUGGACUACUCCAAAUCCUGUUGUAAUAGAUGAUGUAAGAAAAUCUCUGGAUGAAUUUUGCAGAUGGAAAGCUGAUAAUAUUUUUCAUCGACUGAAACACGAUACUGUACACCUUUACAUGUACAGAGAAUUAAGAGGAUUAAGCGGCUUAGGAGCAAAUAGAGGAGCAUGUAAACUACGACGUGGUUGUGCACUCAUUACUAUGGUGAACAGAAGUUUGGCCCUUUUUGCAAUUGCUGUAUCUCAUCAUCUAGGUCAUAAUUUGGGCAUGUACCAUGAUGAAUAUACAUGCAGAUGUGGUGCAUUCAAAUGCCUAAUGCAUGAGGAUAACCCACCUGUAACGCUAUUUAGCAACUGUAGUUAUAAUACUUUUUGGUGGUUCACUCUAACCCAGACACCGUGUCUGCUAGAAAAUAUAUACUCAAAGGACAUCUUUGAUAGGACACGCUGUGGGAAUGGCAUUGUUGAAAAGGACGAGGAGUGUGAUUGUGGAUCUUUACGAUCUUGUGCAGAGGACCCAUGUUGCUUACCAAACUGCACUAUGAGUUAUGGGGCUAGUUGUGCCUUUGGGCUUUGCUGUAAAGACUGCCAAUUUUUACCAUCAGGGGAACUGUGUAGAAAAGAGGCAAAUAUAUGUGAUCUUCCAGAGUGGUGCAAUGGGACUUCCCCUAUGUGCCCACAUGAUGUGUAUGUGGAAGAUGGGAUUCCCUGUAAUGAGAGUGCCUAUUGCUAUGCAAGGGAAUGUCAUACUCACAAUGAAAGUUGCAGGAUGAUUUUUGGCCAUGAGUCAAGGAGCGCAAAAGAGAUUUGCUAUAAAAACCUGAAUACUCAAGGUAAUCGUUUUGGUCACUGUGGUAUCAGUGGUCCUAGAUAUAUAAAAUGUAACAUGUCAGAUAUCAUGUGUGGGAGACUUCAGUGUGACAGUGUGAAAGAACUUCCCCUUUUGAAUGACCAUACUACAAUCCACUGGACCCACUUCAAUGAUGCAACUUGCUGGGGUACUGAUUACCACCAUGGGAUGAAAAUUCGUGAUAUCGGUGAUGUAAAAGAUGGCACAAAAUGUGGUGAAGAACAUCUCUGCAUCAAUAGACAUUGUGUCCAUAUAUCUCAACUGGACAGUAACUGUUCACCUGAAUUCUGCAACAUGAGAGGCAUCUGCAAUAAUAAGCAACAUUGUCACUGCAACUAUCUGUGGGACCCUCCAACCUGUAUAAUAAAAGGUUAUGGAGGCAGUGUUGACAGUGGCCCACCCCCUAAAAGAAAGAGGGAACCUAAAUUUUGUUACUUGUGUAUAUUGCUCCUUAUUAUUUUGCUUAUUUUAUUAUGUUGUUUUUGUUGCCUUCUUAUGAAGAGGAGAAGUAAGAAAAAAGGGAAACAACUUCCCACAUCUGAGAAAAAGCUACCGAGUCUACCUGGUUCUUUGCACUCCCAGAAGAGUGAACCCGGAUCCGUGAGUUCCCUGAAGAGUGAAGUUGGUUCCGUGCUUUCCCACAGGAGUGAAGCUGGUUCUGUGCAUUCCCUGGGUCAACCUAGCAUACAAAGGCAACCAACUCCAAUUCCAAAGACUCCACCUCCCAUAAAACGUCCUUAA
This is a messenger RNA of Cavia porcellus (domestic guinea pig), 2591 nucleotides long. RefSeq names its product ADAM metallopeptidase domain 29 (gene Adam29). Gene Ontology annotation, biological process: proteolysis; male gonad development. Gene Ontology annotation, molecular function: metalloendopeptidase activity. Gene Ontology annotation, cellular component: sperm head plasma membrane; external side of plasma membrane; plasma membrane. Bases 222 to 2591 code for a protein of 789 amino acids. The transcript is spliced from 2 exons. The record is from RefSeq and is a predicted model, not a curated record. Lineage: Eukaryota; Metazoa; Chordata; Mammalia; Rodentia; Caviidae.